ACGAAUCGUUGCUUGAAGGGGGAAGAAUAGGGGUGUGGGCCAAUGAGGCGAGGCGGGACCAGCUCCACCUCCGGAAACAGCAGGCCAAUCGGCGCGGAGCGGCGGGUGGGCCGGGGAGGCUGCUGGGGAGGAGCGGGCGGAGCGGGAUGGCAGGCGCCGCUCGGGAAGUGCUCACGUUGCAGCUCGGCCACUUCGCCGGCUUCGUGGGUGCACACUGGUGGAACCAACAGGAUGCCGCAUUGGGCCGCCUGGCCGGAGCCAAGGAGGUGCCCGGAAUCAAGGAGCUGCUUCCAGGAGAGCUGUGCCCCGAUGUCUUGUAUCGGGCAGGCCAGACCCUGCACGGCCAGGAGACCUACACUCCCCGCCUCAUCGUCAUGGACCUGAAGGGCAGCCUGAACUCCCUGAAACAAGAAGGCGGACUAUACCAAGACAAACAUCUGGAUGCUGCCAUCGCUUGGCAAGGUAAACUCACAACCCAUAAAGAGGAGCUACAAGCCAACAACCCCUUUCUGCAAAACCUCCUGAGUGCAGAGGGAGUGAUGAGUAGUGAUGGCGUCUGGAGGGUCCAAGCAUUUCCCAAUGGUAAAGGUCUUCUACCACUUGCCAAAGCCUUUUCCCCCACCUCUAAAUCACUAAUUCCUCCUGAGGGGAGCAUCAAAGUCUGGUCUGACUUCCUUCAUGUGCAGUUACAUCCCAGAAGUAUCUGUAUUAUCCAGAAGUACAACCAUGAUGGGGAGGCAGGCCGCCUAGAGGGCUUUGGCCAAGGUGAAAGCCUCUUAAGGGAGCCUACCUAUCUGGAAGAGCUCGAAGACAGACUGCACUUCUAUGUGGAAGAAUGUGACUAUUUGCAGGGUUUCCAAGUCCUGUGUGAUCUGCAUGAUGGCUUCUCUGGCCUAGGAGCUAAAGCUACAGAAUUGCUUCAGGAUGAAUAUGCUGGACGGGGAAUCCUGACUUGGGGUCUGCUUCCUGGCCCCUAUACUCUAGGGGAGCCUCAGAAAAACUUCUAUCGACUCUUCAAUACAGCCCUAGGCCUUGUGAACAUCGCGUCUCACAGCUCACUUAUCUGUCCAUUGUCCCUUGGGGGUGGCCUAGGACUUCGGCCUGAGCCCCCAGUUACCUUCCCACAUUUACGCUAUGAUGUCACACUGCCCUACCACAGCAGUGCUCUCCUGGCUACAGCCCUAGAUACGAUCACUGUCCCCUACCGACUACAUUCCUCCCCAAUAUCCAUGGUGCAUCUGGCUGAUAUGCUGAGCUUUUCUGGGAGAAAGGUAGUUACAGCUGGGGCCUCCAUCCCCUUUCCAGUGGCUCCUGGCCAUUCCCUUCCAGAUACCUUAGCUCAAUUUGGAGGAACCACACCCUGGACUCCACUUUCUGCAUGUGGAGAGCAAAGUGGCACUCGAUGCUUUGCACAGUCUGUGGUGCUUCGGGGUGUGGACAAAACACGGCAGACCAGUCAGCUCUCCCCAGGUACAUCACCAAGUUCCCCACUCCAUGCCUGUACUAGUGGAGAGGAGGUGCUGGCCCAGUAUUUACAGCAGUUGCAGCCUGGGGUCCUGAGCUCCUCCCAGUUGCUGCUGAGUCCAUGUAGGGUAGUACCGCCAUACCCACGAUUCUUCUCCUCAAGGCUCAACCAACAGGGUUUGAUUCUGGAUGGCACCCACAAUGGGACAGGAAAUGAGGUCUCUCUUACUUCUGAUUGCACUGUCCCUUCCACAGCAGUGGAGACUAUUCCUGUGCUCACUACCCUGUGCUCUACCUCACUGCUGCAUCGGGUCUUGAGCCGCUUGGCUGGGGAACUGGCCAACCUUGACUUGAGACGCUGGGCCAGUUUUCUGGCAGCAGGUGUGGAACAAGAUGACAUGGAAGAAACUAUACAGGAGCUGCACAACCUGGCUCAGUGUUACAAAGAUGGAGAUAGCCUCAUAAGCUGAGCCCCUUUCAUGGACUGCGCAGCCCAGAGAGGGAAAAAAAUAAAAUAGUUUUCAAUAAACAUGA
Molecule: messenger RNA, 1998 nt
Organism: Antechinus flavipes (yellow-footed antechinus)
Lineage: Eukaryota; Metazoa; Chordata; Mammalia; Dasyuromorphia; Dasyuridae
Gene: MSTO1
Product: misato mitochondrial distribution and morphology regulator 1
Exons: 14
Coding region: 147-1934 (595 amino acids)
Biological process (GO): mitochondrion distribution
Cellular component (GO): cytoplasm
Source: RefSeq, a predicted model, not a curated record